Molecule: messenger RNA, 1548 nt
Organism: Chanos chanos (milkfish)
Lineage: Eukaryota; Metazoa; Chordata; Actinopteri; Gonorynchiformes; Chanidae
Exons: 4
Coding region: 1-1548 (515 amino acids)
Cellular component (GO): cytoplasm
Molecular function (GO): glycosyltransferase activity
Source: RefSeq, a predicted model, not a curated record
AUGUCCAUUACUCCCAUACAAGACACCCCACAUUUCAUGGUUUCUGCUUUCUUUGAUCACAGAGAGACAGAGACUAUUCGAAUAAUUAGCAUCAUUAAGAGGGACAGUCUGAACCCACUUUACUGCAUUUACUGUAAUGCUCACAACAACUGCCAGGCCGGCAAAGCAGAUGUUGACACUCACAGUGAUCAUUUUGGCUUCCCAUUUGUGGCUUCAGAUGUGUUGUGUCGAGACAAGUACAUCCAUGAUGCUACACAUGUCACAAUCUCAGUCACCUCAAACAUUUCAGAUACCCACAGUAAAAAACUUCUUCCUGUCAAGAACGGGCAGAAAAGAGAUUCAUUCCCUUACAACUUCACUGUCUGCAUCUCCAGCCUCUUUGGGGACUAUAACAAUGCUCUGCAAUUUGCCCAAACCAUGGAGAUGUACAAGCUCCUAGGGGUGCAGCGAGUGGUCAUCUACAACACUAGUUGUGGUCCAGAUUUGGAGAAGCUACUGCAGCAUUACAGAAGAGAGGGUAUUCUUGAGGUUGUGCAGUGGCCCAUUAACCAGUUCCUAAACCCUUCUCCGGGAUGGAACUUCAAGGAGCACAAGGGGGACCUCCAUUACUAUGGUCAGUUGGUCACUCUUAAUGAAUGUAUUUACAGAAACAUGUACCAGUCCAAGUAUGUUCUCCUGAAUGACAUUGAUGAGAUUAUUAUGCCUUACAAACACACCAGUCUUCCAUUGCUGAUGGAGAAACUGCAAGAAGAGCAACCGAAAGCAGGCGUCUUUCUCAUUGAGAACCACAUCUUUCCCAAAAAUCAAUUUGAAGACAGUGGAAAAUUCAGUCGCCCAGAGUGGAAGGACAUACCAGGUCUCAAUAUCCUCGAACACAUCUACAGAGAGCCUGACAGGAAACAAAUUGUGAAUCCAACUAAAAUAAUCAUAAACCCAAGGAGUGUUGUCCAGACAUCAGUACACACCACACUCAAACAUUAUGGUGCGGUUUUCAAGGUCCCAUUUGAUGUCUGUCGGAUUGUACAUGUUCGAAUACCUCUACAAGGGGGCCUAACCAAAGACAAACUGUUUGUGGACACAAGAUUGUGGGAUUUUGAGAGGGAACUUGUUCCAAAUGUAGAUAAGGCACUGCAAGGGUCAGGUCUCCUGAAGCAUUCAUCACAGAAAACUCAUUUUCUGACAAUCCAAAGCAUGGAAGAGGUGGUGGAUCCAUUCGCUAGUGCAAGCAUGCAUGAAUGUCUGGGGGACACAGAUGAGGAGGGAGUGACCAGCCCAACAUAUCCACCAAAAGAUGAUGGCCUGAGCAGUAUGGUGAAAUACAUACUCAAAGGCACGAACGUAAGUGACAUGGAAGAACCUCCAGAGAAUUACAAUGGGACAGUGGAUAUUCAGAGGUUUUGGGAUGCUCUGGCCAUGGAGAUGAUUGGUCGUGGAUUUGAUGUAGAGACUAUGUCCACACAACCACCCUCUGUCGAGGACGUGGAUGGAUGUAUUCCCCCGCUGGGGUUCAAACUCAUAAAGGCCGCUGUGGGUGUCAUACUAGUGUAA